AUGUUCAUCGUUAUCGUUGGUUGGACGGAAGGACCUCCACCACCGCCUCCUCCACCACCAAAACCCGUCGACUACGGCCCCGAGCAGGGCUUCCUUAUGCUGACUGAGUCUAAUGUGGGCUGUCUGGAGCUAGAGGACAAGGAGUACGUCUACUCCCUCUGUCCCUUCAAGGACGCUCACCAACGUUCCCGCAGUGGCGGCUCCUCCUCCCUGCUGGGCAAUUGGAAGGGCUGGGUCGACCAUCCCGAGGGCUCCGAGACCUGGGACCGAGAGGCCAAAAUGAAAUUGCCCUACAAGGAGAUGCUGUAUGAGAAUGGACACUCCUGUUGGAAUGGCCCCAACCGGUCGGUCAAGGUGAGCUGCUUUAGCCUAUCCACCCCCCAGUCAAAAGGCCUUCAUCCUGUCGCCGUCUGGUGCUUUUCAUUUUUUUUCUCACUGUUUCAUCAUUAUUGUCGUCGUAAUACCUGUUGA
Messenger RNA from Dibothriocephalus latus, 471 nucleotides. Lineage: Eukaryota; Metazoa; Platyhelminthes; Cestoda; Diphyllobothriidea; Diphyllobothriidae. The record is from the annotation of a GenBank genome assembly.